CAAGACUAUAAGAUUAUUUGUCUAGAACCUCCGAAGGCGGCCACGAGUUUUCACGGUAUUCAAUAAGUAAAAGAAGCCGUGCCUGUGUUGUCAUUCCGGUGUUGCAGUGAAAACUCGCCCCAGCCUGCGCCGGUGAGACGCUCAUUAAGAAGAGCAGUGAGUGACGGUACAGUGGUGCGACACAAGAGGUCGCCAUCACACAAGCUCACCGCUCACAAGCAGCCAAGCACAACAGCAACAACGUUAUAUAACUGGAGUAAGGUGGAAAUGAACAAAGGGCAGUGUUAAAAGUAGAGUAAGAGUGGUUUAAAUUAAGUUUGAAGAUCCACACCUCUGGCUUUCACUCGGCUCGCUGUUUGUCCUCCAUCUGACGCACCAAAGCAAACUGAACCCGAGACCUCGCAGCCAACAUGAACCUUUUCUGCUUUUCUCUGGAGGGAUCUAUGGACAGCCUGUACGAGGUGGUGCAGAGCUCCAGCGACGGCCCACCGCAGCCUGUCCCAAGCCGCUCCUCCAGCCGCUCCUGCAGCCGCUCCUGCAGCCCAGCAGUCUUGCUGGAUGAUGGCACAAAGUGGCGAGGCUCUGGAAGAUCUAUAUCCAUGGAGAUGCCUCAGACGCAGAGAGCCAACUCGAACAAGAAGAAAAGAAGAACACAUGUAUCCAAAUCUGCAUCAGAUAAUGAAACACUAGAUAACCCCAGCUGUAAUACUGCAGUGUGGCAGCAUGCCAGGAGCAGAGCAGAUUUAGUUCACAUCACCAACAAUCACAAUGAAGAGAUGCGAAAGACGAAACACAGGACAGAAACCAGAGGUGGGAAAGGAAGCCAUCAUUCUGGCACCAAGAAAAAGGAGAAACUGACUUCAAGCCAGAGUGUCCAUGCCAAUGGAGUGGCAACAGAGUCCAAAGCUGCUGUCAGGAGAAACCCCAAAAACAACAAGAAAGCAGGCGGGAAAAGUGGGAAAGAAGGGACAAAGAAAACAAACAGCUCCAGAGUGUGCUCCCCACCUGGCAUGAUGAGCCCACAGAUGGGACACCACUUUCCCGAAGUGCCAUACAGAUCAGACAGGAGGCCCUACCCGGGUAAAUUCUCCACCCUCCCCUCUCAGGAGAACACAACCCCGGGGCGAUGCCCCGACAUGGCCAGCCUUCCCGGUGGAGCGACCCCCACCCACCACCAGCGCUGGAGUAACCCUGCUGACAGCAGUAUAGCCUGGGGGAACGUACAGCACACCUGCCGCAGGCCUCUCACAGAGUAUCGCGUGUACUCCCAUGACUUCAUCACGGCGCACGUGAAGGAGUGGGAAGGAAGACAGGAGCAGCGGCAGGCAGUGGUCCAGGAUGGCAGCUUGAAGCAGGACUGUAAACCUGAGAUUCCCCCAAGGGUGCCGCGAUCUAUCACUGAUGUGGACCUGUCAGAACCAAAUGUAAGUUUAAUGCUGAUGGCCACACAGUACUGGGACUGAUUUUA
Messenger RNA from Oreochromis niloticus (Nile tilapia), 1468 nucleotides. RefSeq lists its product as uncharacterized. Bases 411 to 1463 code for a protein of 350 amino acids. The transcript is spliced from 10 exons. The record is from RefSeq and is a predicted model, not a curated record. Lineage: Eukaryota; Metazoa; Chordata; Actinopteri; Cichliformes; Cichlidae.